GGGUUUUCGAACAGUCAAAUAAGGUGGGACAGAGGACAGUUUGAACUCCUCUCUGGCCAAUGACCAAUUGACUCCACCUUCUUGAGAAAUCUGCUGCUUAUAUGAGCAAUUGCUUCUCCAGAGAAUACUCACUCGAUCUACUUCUGUCUGCUAAGAUAGAGAAGACCCUCCGUGCAUCUUGACUCACACAGAGUUCAGAUAUGCCUUCAGUGGGACUGGAGAUUCUUGGGGUGACUCUGGCUGUCCUGGGAUGGAUCUCAGCCAUUGUAUCCUGUGCCUUGCCCAUGUGGCGAGUGUCAGCUUUCAUUGGGGUGAACAUCGUCACAGCGCAGACCACCUGGGAAGGCAUCUGGAUGAACUGCGUGGUCCAGAGUACAGGUCAGAUGCAGUGUAAAAUCCAUGACUCCAUGUUGGCGCUGAGCGCAGAUCUUCAGGCCGCCCGCGCCCUCACUAUCAUCUCCAUCGUGUUGGGCGUCAUGGGACUCCUGGUGGCCAUAAUGGGAGCAAAAUGCACAAACUGUUUGGCUGAAGAGUCAGCUAAGGCUCGGGUGAUGAUAGGCGCUGGGGUGUCCUUCAUCCUGGCAUCUCUGACCCAGCUGAUCCCUGUGUCGUGGUCUGCCCAUACUAUUAUCAUGGAGUUCUACAAUCCAAUGACACCUGAGACACAGAAGAGGGAGAUAGGUGCAGCUCUGUACCUGGGCUGGGCCGCAGCUUCAUUUCUGCUCAUUGGAGGGGGCAUCCUCUGCUCCAGUUGCCCCCCACAACCUGAGAAAAGGUACAGGCCUCCAUCGAAGAUGGUGUACUCCCAAACUAGGUCGCUUGCCCCAAGUGGUUAUGAUAGGAGAGACUAUGUCUGAGCUCACACCUGCUCUUUUCUCACGGCUUCGCCAUCAUGGAAAAGACUGCUCAGAGAAAACCGGAGGGGACAGUCAUUUUUUGAUAACUUAUACACAUCUGUCUUCAUGUUGACAUGGAGAAAACUUAGAUAUUCUUUCCUCCAUAUAAUGUAUAUCUGUUUAAACAGAGCCUCUGUCAAGCUUGUUUUCCUUUCUUAAAUGUUUUGUGUAAAACUUGGAGGCUGUUGGAAGCACUGAGGCUAACAACUAUAUAUGUUAGUGAUGUGGUGUGCCCUGUAUUUUACAUUUUAUGAAAAUAAUUGCAUUAUUUGUGAAACAAAAGUUUAAAGAAUAAGUGAAUCAGCUAUUGUUUGUUGUUGUUGUUGUUGUUGUUGUUGUUGUUGUUGUUGUUGUUUUUUACAGUACUAACUAUGGUCAUGUUUUGAUUCAUGAUUUUUGUUAUAAAUACAUUUUGUAAAUCAGUUCAUUAGAAAUGUUUUGAUGUCUGUCAUGUUACUUUUAUAAAUUAAAGGCCUUGUU
Messenger RNA from Epinephelus lanceolatus (giant grouper), 1376 nucleotides. RefSeq names its product claudin-3-like. Gene Ontology annotation, cellular component: bicellular tight junction; membrane. Lineage: Eukaryota; Metazoa; Chordata; Actinopteri; Perciformes; Serranidae. Gene Ontology annotation, molecular function: structural molecule activity. The record is from RefSeq and is a predicted model, not a curated record.